AUGACCGGCGACGUGAAGCACUGGGAAUCAGAGGCACUCUCCCUCAGGAGAGUCGCCUUCUUUGGCGUGGCCCUUUCCACCGUGGCCACCCUUAUCUGUGUGAUCUCCGUCCCAAUGCUUUACAACUAUAUGCAGCACAUGCAGUCGGUCAUGCAGAACGAGGUCGACUUCUGCAAAUCCCGCUCCGGAAACAUCUGGAGAGAAGUCACUCGCACUCAGGCACUUGCUGGAUCAACCAGGAAAGCCCGUCAGGCCGGAGGUGGAUGCUGCGGAUGUGGUGUCUCUCCAGCUGGACCACCCGGACCACCUGGACAGGACGGAGAGCCCGGAACAGACGCUGGAAACCCAGGAGGUAGAGGAACACCAGGAAAUCCUGGAUCUGACGGCCAGCCCGGAGGUCCUGGAAACCCAGGAGGUGCAGGUCCCCCUGGACCACCAGGACCACCUGGAGGCAAUGGUCAGCCCGGAAACCCAGGAGCUCCAGGAGCCCCAGGAACCCUCAACACUGUUCCCGGCACUCAAGGACCACCCGGACCACCAGGACCCCAAGGACCUCCUGGACCCGAUGGUCAACCAGGAAGCGCAGGAAACCCAGGACAAGAUGGUGGACCUGGACAACCUGGAGAUAAUGGUCAACCUGGAGCCCCAGGACAGCCCGGUGGCAAUGGAACUGACGGAGAUGAUGGAGACACUGGAGCCCCAGGAGGUUGCGACCACUGCCCACCUCCCCGCACUGCUCCAGGGUAUUGA
Messenger RNA from Ostertagia ostertagi, 750 nucleotides. The record is from the annotation of a GenBank genome assembly. Lineage: Eukaryota; Metazoa; Nematoda; Chromadorea; Rhabditida; Trichostrongylidae.